CCGGAAGUGUCGUAGGGCAACCACGUAGUACUCUCUGCGCAUGUGCAAAGCGCUAUCGGGGCCGCCUUAGCUGCCGUCGCCGCUGCCGGGGCUCUAUGGUCUCUCCCUAGAGCUUUGCCGUUGGAGGCAGCUGCUGCGGUGUUGCGAGUUUGAUCAGCGUCGAGCGGCAGCAGCAUGGAGGAAUUCGAUUCCGAAGACUUCUCCACGUCGGAGGAGGACGAGGACUACGUGCCGUCGGGUGGAGAGUAUAGUGAAGAUGAUGUAAAUGAAUUAGUGAAGGAAGAUGAAGUGGAUGGUGAAGAGCAGACACAGAAAACCCAAGGGAAAAAAAGAAAGGCCCAGAGCAUUCCAGCCAGGAAGAGAAGACAAGGUGGCCUCUCAUUAGAAGAAGAGGAAGAGGAGGAUGCCAAUUCAGAAUCUGAGGGAAGCAGUAGUGAGGAGGAAGAUGAAGCUGCAGAGCAGGAAAAAGGCAUUGGAUCAGAGGAUGCCAGGAAAAAGAAGGAGGACGAACUCUGGGCCAGCUUCCUCAAUGAUGUGGGACCAAAAUCAAAAGUGCCCCCAAGUACACAAGUUAAGAAAGGAGAGGAGACUGAAGAGACAAGUUCAAGUAAAUUGUUGGUAAAAGCAGAAGAGCUAGAGAAACCUAAAGAAACAGAAAAAGUUAAAAUCACCAAGGUGUUUGAUUUUGCUGGUGAAGAAGUAAGGGUAACUAAGGAAGUGGAUGCUACAUCUAAAGAGGCCAAAUCCUUUUUCAAGCAGAAUGAGAAAGAAAAACCACAGGCUAAUGUCCCUUCAGCUCUGCCGUCACUCCCUGCCGGGUCAGGGUUAAAAAGAUCAAGUGGCAUGAGCAGCCUUUUGGGGAAAAUUGGUGCCAAGAAGCAGAAAAUGAGCACCCUUGAGAAGUCCAAACUGGACUGGGAGAACUUCAAGGAGGAAGAGGGAAUUGGUGAAGAACUGGCUAUCCAUAAUCGAGGGAAAGAGGGGUACAUUGAACGGAAAGCCUUCCUCGACCGAGUGGAUCACAGGCAGUUUGAAAUUGAGCGAGAUCUCAGGCUGAGCAAAAUGAAACCUUGAUGUUACGGGCAAAAUCAAGAGCAGCUUAAUCCUGUUUACAAUGUGAGCUUUUUGUGCGUCUGUGAAAUGUUUUACAGUGUUUCUUAUCAUCUGUUUCCCAGCAAGGUCUUUUUUUUUCUACAUUGAAGUUCUGUCUAUGUAUCUUAAUCACAAAUGGUUUCAUUCACUUUACUUUUAAAAAUUUGUCCUUAAAUGAGUAAAUAAAAUAAAAGUUGGUCCUGUGAGAGGAUGAUGAAGAUGA
Messenger RNA from Symphalangus syndactylus (siamang), 1315 nucleotides. It is a transcript of the gene CFDP1, whose product is annotated as chromatin remodeling protein CFDP1. Gene Ontology annotation, cellular component: Swr1 complex. The record is from RefSeq and is a predicted model, not a curated record. Lineage: Eukaryota; Metazoa; Chordata; Mammalia; Primates; Hylobatidae.